CAGCUCUGUCCCUCCUGGAACAUUUUUCGAAGCCCUCCCUUGGCUGCCCCAGAGCAUCGGGACACCAGCAUUGGGGGGUGAGAUCUUUCUGACCUGCAGAGUUUGGCUGGACAGAGGGAGCAGGAUGCUCCCACCUAACUUCACCUGCCUCCUGAGCCCUCCUAGAGAGCCAGGUGGGGGUAGUGGUGAAGGUGCUGGCCUGAAAACCAAGAGAGGGUGAGUUUGGCCUUCGGUUCCUCUCAGAUUGGUGCUUUUGACCCCAGUUCUUGCACGUCUUUCUAUGCCUUCACCUGGCUGCUACUCUGCCCUCCCUGCCUGCCAGGAAAACCGGCCCUAACAACUGGACUCACCAGCGCUGCCUUCAGAAAUUCCCAACUACAGGACAGCAGUCCGUCCAAAAUCCUCCUUGGGGGGGAAAUGUUCAUUUCCUAGCUUGCUUUUAGCCCAUUCACUGCCUUGAUGAGAUGCUCGUCAUCACCAAGCCCCGGGACAUCCAACUCUGUUAGCCAAUCAAGUGAAAGUCUUCCAAAUUCUCCUCUGACUUUCCCCAGGGAUGGUGAAGUGCCCUCCCCUGUCCCACGUGUAAGUUUCCAAAUUCAAAUGAAGUGCUACCUCCUGCAAUUUGCAAUGAUUCUGUGGCAUUUGUGGACACCUGAAGUUAUGGAGUGUGGCAAAUGCCCCUGUUGUAAGUUUACAAGCAAAUCAAGUGAAUUCCCCUUGCAUUUGACUGAUGGCCGAGCGCACCUGCUGCAGAGGUUCAUGCCACUACAAGCAUUGUGCCAGGCCAGCUUUCUUUUUCACCCUGUUUGGAUUUUUUUUUUUUGCAUUUAUAUCCCGCCCUUCUCUGAAGACUCAGGGCGGCUUACACUAUGUCAAGCAAUAGUCUUCAUCCGUUUGUAUACCAUAUACAAAGUCAACUUAUUGCCCCCCAACAAUCUGGGUCCUCAUUUUACCUACCUUAUAAAGGAUGGAAGGCUGAGUCAACCUUGGGCCUGGUGGGACUUGAACCUGCAAUAUUGCAAGCAGUUGCUGUUAAUAAUAGGCUGCAUUAGCCUGUUGCGCCACCAGAGGCCUAUCAAGACAUCAGGAAUGCUUCUUGGUUGCCCUGAAGUGGAAUGGCAGAGAGCACAGCGCCCAGCUGCCUCCUGGGGGCACCAGUGUCGCACCCUCUUUGCUCCCUUCUCUUCUACAGGACAAGGCCAUGAAGACCCUCUUGCUGGUGCUCCUUGGGGCAGCUUUCUUCCUGCAGCUCACCCUCUCCCUGAGAAUCGGCAGUUUCAACAUCAGAGCUUUUGGGGACAAAAAACUGUCCAACCAGACCAUCUCCAGCUCCAUUGUCAGAAUACUGACCGCCUAUGACCUUGUCCUGAUCCAAGAAGUCCGAGACGCUGAUCUGAGUGCGGUCAAGAAGCUGAUGCAGCAACUCAAUGGGGCAUCGCCAGAUCCCUUCGGCUACCUGAUCAGCAAGCCUCUGGGGCGCAACAGCUAUAAGGAGCAGUACCUCUUUGUUUACAGGCAGGACAGGGUCUCUCCAGUGGAAAGCUACUAUUACGACGACGGCUGUGAGCCCUGCGGCAACGACACCUUCAGCAGGGAACCCUUCAUUGUCAAAUUUGCGGUCCCUCAAGCAGCGUUGGAAGAGCUGGUCCUGGUGCCCCUGCACGCAGCUCCUGAAGCCGCAGUGACUGAGAUUGACUCUCUCUAUGAUGUCUACCAGGAUGUGAAAGAUAGGUGGGGGGCCACGGAUGUCCUCCUCCUGGGAGACUUCAAUGCCGACUGUAACUACGUCCGGGCGGAAGACUGGCCCUCCAUCCGACUGCGCUGCAGCAAGGACUUCCAGUGGCUCAUCCCAGACACGGCAGAUACCACGGUGACCAACACCAUCUGUGCCUACGACAGGAUUGUGGCAGUUGGUUCAAAGCUGAGAGACAGCAUCCUGCCCACAACAGCCAAAGUGGACAACUUCCAGAAGACCCUGAAGUUGAGCUCCAAGGAUGCCUUGGCUGUAAGUGACCAUUUUCCGGUGGAGGUGACCCUGAAAUCCACCUGAGCCUUCCAGGCCCAGCCAGCUUUGAUUCCCUUGGAGCCCAGCAUGGCUUCCUUCACAGGCCCAGGAGACGGGUAAAACCUCAGCAGGCUUUCUUUAUGACACAGCGGAAGCUUAAAUAAUAAAAAGAUUAGCUGCA
This is a messenger RNA of Ahaetulla prasina, 2186 nucleotides long. Its product is annotated as deoxyribonuclease-1-like. Gene Ontology annotation, cellular component: nucleus. The record is from RefSeq and is a predicted model, not a curated record. Lineage: Eukaryota; Metazoa; Chordata; Lepidosauria; Squamata; Colubridae. Gene Ontology annotation, biological process: DNA catabolic process. Gene Ontology annotation, molecular function: DNA nuclease activity. Bases 1202 to 2050 code for a protein of 282 amino acids. The transcript has 8 exons.